Messenger RNA from Pelobates cultripes (western spadefoot toad), 300 nucleotides. NCBI's taxonomy places the organism in Eukaryota, Metazoa, Chordata, Amphibia, Anura, Pelobatidae. The record is from the annotation of a GenBank genome assembly.
AUGCGCCAAAUUUGGAAGUCGGACCUCCGAGAAUUACGACAGGAAAUGGGAGCAAUACAGAACAAGCUCCAAGUGGUGGAGGAGAAAGGCAACGCCCGGGAAGCCCGGCUGCAAGCCAUUGAACAUACCCCUGAUGGCUUAACCCAGCAUGUACAAAGACUACACCGCUCUGUGGCGAUCCAGGAGGCUAGACAUAGACGCCACAAUAUAUGCCUGAGGGGGAUACCUGAGGCCAUUAAAGGAGACGCACUCUUACCAUACAUCCUAAAGCUACUUACAUCUAUUGGCUUGCAGGGAUAA